Molecule: messenger RNA, 1066 nt
Organism: Physcomitrium patens
Lineage: Eukaryota; Viridiplantae; Streptophyta; Bryopsida; Funariales; Funariaceae
Source: RefSeq, a predicted model, not a curated record
AUUGCACAUGGGACAAAUUCUGUUUCAAAUGUAUGAUUGUUCUCAUGAUUGGAGUGACGAAAUCAAUGGCAACAAAGAAUGGAGGGUGCAGACGUGGAGUUUGCGGCAGGAGUUCAAGUCAGGACAGAUUUGAGGCAAGGGAUCGUCGAAAAGCAUGGGCUAUGGCGUUUCGUCCUUGCGUCUAUUUACCUCUUGGGAGAAGGAGAGCCUGGAGCUGUGUUUGGAUGGGGCUGCUUUGCAAAUUUCAGUCGCGGAUGAGGAUGGGAGCAAUGAUUCAGCAUGGGAUCUCUUGCGUGAGUUGAAUCUCCCUAAAAUCGCACUGCAAUUCCUACACGGCCAUGGUUUUCAAACAUUCCUCCAAACCCAAGGGCUGGAUGUUUUGAGAUGGAGGAUGUCGUGUGGAGUGGUUGCAAGGACACCUUCGCUCUCAAAUUGGUCGCAGCACAAGAUUGCUCAUGAUAGUGAUUGGGGUUUGGCCAGGAAUCUCUACAUCGUUGCACUGUCACGUUGCUAUAGGAACCCUGUUGCACCAGGUGUAACAGAAGUCUGCACAGCAGGCCAUGGCGGCAGCACAGUCUGCAGUGACAGUCAGUAUCUGCCAGUACAAACGAGCGAUGUCCUCAUGAUAGAUAGCUGCUUGAGAUUCUUCGUAAACUUUGACAAGAUUCAUAACUAUAUCCUAGGCCAGCCAGUUGUGAAACAAAUAUAACUUCACUUCUUGUCAGUGAUUAGUUGCGAUGAUAGCUGGUCUGUUUCAUCAAUGCAGAAUCGUGCCGUGGGAUGAGCAUUGGAGAGUGUCCACAUAUUCAUGAGCGAUGUUUAGCAACUGUGACUGUACACAAGGGCAUGUUUCUAGUGAAAGGUAGUGCUUCUGUGCCUACAAACUAAACGCCCUGAGGAAUUCAAAGUAGAAACAUGCAUCCACAAGCUACACCGCUGGAAUUGGAAAUUGCAAUUAUGGUUCUGGUCUCGCCAUGUUCUCGAUGCAGAGCAUGUCUUACAAAUGUAUCGCCGGCAGCAGGGUGCACCUGCUGCUUCCAAGUUCUCAAUUUAAACAAAUGCUGAU